AAGCGCGUAUUGAUUUGCGCAGACGUUAACCAAUCUGACUCGGAGUUCAAUGAUUAACUUUGAAAACAGAAUUUUUAAUUUUUUUGUCUAAAGUUUUUUGCUAAAAUUAUUUUUUUUUCAAAAGAAAAUACGAUGAAUUCGAAUAUUCCAACGUUUAGUUCAAAGAAACAAUCAUCCAGCUCACGGAUACCGAAUAUAUCGUCAAUACCAAGACCAUCGAGGAUUCCGACAACAACAAAAAAACCAUCGAAUCAAAAUGUCAUGUAUAGCGGCAUCAAACGGCCACGACCAAACGAUCCACCCAUUUCACAUAUUCCAACAUCCUUAACUAAAUUUAAACGUUCAGCACCAUUAUCGUUGAUGAAAUCGAAAAUAAGUCAUCAUGAUAUGAUAGAGGAUUCGAAUGUCUCUGAUCUUAAAUUAGAUUUUUCAGGUACAUUUCGUUCACCAAUAUCGAUGAUCAGUCGCAAUUCAUCGGCAAUGUCUAUUGAUUCAAAAUUACUAAAUGUUCCGAAUACAAAUGCAAACAGCUCAAAAAUAUCAAGUAAUAGUUCAUUAAUCGAAGAACCAACGAUUAUUACACGAAACGUUGAAUCGAAAGCAACCAGUCCUAUGGUAGAUUGGAAAACAAUCACCAAAGAUACUGAAUUAAUCUCAUACAAAGUUCGUAUCAAUGUUCUAAAGAAUGAAGCUGAUGAAUUAGAACGUAAAAAUUCCAAGUUACGAAUCGAUAAUGAAGUGAAUGCAACUCGAUAUCAAAAUGAAAUCGAAGAAUACAAGAGUCGAACAAAAGACUUGCAGAACGAAAUUCGAACAUUGAAAGAGAAUGAAAAAAAAUUGAAAUAUGAAUUUGAUGAAUUUCAAAAACUUCAUCUUGAACAAUCCAAAUUGAUCGAUAAACAAAAUAUUGAACAUGAAAAAGUGAUUGCCAAAUUAAAAGAAGAGUUGUUUAAAGCCAAAUCCGAUGCAGAAACACAACGAUGUCAAUUAUCAAUGGAUACAUUGAAUUUCGAACAUCGUAUCAGCCUUCUUCAAUCCGAAAAUGAUCAACUGAGACAGGAAAAUGAAUUACAUCGUUCGAAUUCAUUAGAUUUUGAUUUAAAAAACAAAGAAAUUGAUACAUUAAAAACUGAAUUGAAUAAAGCAAAUUCAACAAUCGAACAAUUGCGAACAGAAUUGAAAUCUUUUGAAGAAGGCAAAAAAUUAGAAUCAAUUCUGCAAGGUGAAUUAAGCCAAUUACGUUGUGUAAAAGAUGAGAAUGUUCAACUUAAAAAUAAACUUGAUCUCUUAUCACGUGUACACGAAGAGAAUGUGAUGCUGAAUGAAAAAUUAUUCGGGCAUGAAACGAAGAUCGAAAUAUUACGACAACAAUUGAAUCAGAAAAAUAUCGACAUACAUUCUUUUCAAUCGAAUAAGGCCAAAUUAUUGAAAUGGACAGAGAUCGUUGGAAUUGAUUCGCCCGAAAUUGUUGUUGAUAAAAUAAAGACGCUCACUGAAAAUGUAACAAUAUUGAAUGUUGAAAAUGAUCUACUAAAAUCUAAUGUCAAAACAUUAGAGGAAAAAAUAUCGAACGAAAAUUUUCAUUCCAAAUCUAAUGAAUCAAAUUUAAAGAAUGCUGAAGCUAAGAUUGUCCAGAUUGAACAGAUUUUAGAACAUAGCAACAAAAAGUGUCUGUUCCUAUCCAAAGAGGUUGAUUAUUACAAAAAAAUGAGAGCACAAGAUUCUUCUAUCAAUAAAAAUGCCGAUAUAAAUAAUGGCCAAAAAAUCAAUGAAUUAGAAUCGAUUAUCGAACAAUAUAAAACGGCGGCCAACAAAUUUGAAUCAGAAUUAAAUGAAGCAAGAAACGAAUUAGAAACAAAACGAUCGAUGGGUAAAGAGAAUGAAGAAUUAAAAAAUGAAAUUCGAAGAAUCAAAGAAUUGAAUCCACAUAUUUGUACGAAUGUAUCAAUGUUAGAUUGUUCAACAUUACAAACGAAUGAGAAACAAUAUCGUGUGUUACAUUUGAUAGAAAAUCCCGUGUCAUGGGAAAUGAAAAAACGUAUCGAAGAAUUGGGAAAAUUAAGAGAAGAAAAUGAACGUUUAAAAUGUCUUGUAGAAAUUAUGGAACGUGGAGAACUAAAUAAUGCCGAUAUUACUAGACAGAUUGAUGAAGGAUUACAAUAUCGUUUUAAAGUGAAAAAACUGGAAGAAAAACUAGCAGAAUAUGAACAAAAAACAAUCAUAUUGAAUGAUAAAUUUAAGGAAAAAUGUUAUCGUUUUCGUCAAUGUUGCAUGGAAGUUACUGGAUAUCAAGUCGAUGAUUUGUAUCGAAAUAAAUAUCGUGUACGGCAUAAAUAUGCACUUAAAAAUGCAUUCUCAAUUGAAUUCGAUGGCAAAACGAUUCGAUUAAUCGAAGAUGAAACAACAGCAAAAUUUAACGAUAAAAUUGAAUUGUAUAUCAACGAACACAAAAGUUUGCCAGCAUUUUUUGCAAGCUAUACACUGGAAUUAUUGAAAGAACAGACAAUGUUUUAAUCAUCAUCAUAAUUAUUAUUUUUCAUUAAUUAUUAAUUUUUUUUUGAUUUGAAAAAAAUAAUGAUUCAUAUUUUUCAUUCAACGUUGGUCUUUUUCAUAAGACUUGACAAUAAAUGAUAUGUUGCAAAGUA
Dermatophagoides farinae (American house dust mite) is the source of this 2645-nucleotide messenger RNA. RefSeq lists its product as uncharacterized. Gene Ontology annotation, biological process: mitotic spindle assembly checkpoint signaling; attachment of mitotic spindle microtubules to kinetochore. Gene Ontology annotation, cellular component: nuclear envelope; mitotic spindle; kinetochore. The record is from RefSeq and is a predicted model, not a curated record. Lineage: Eukaryota; Metazoa; Arthropoda; Arachnida; Sarcoptiformes; Pyroglyphidae.